Messenger RNA from Solanum tuberosum (potato), 549 nucleotides. RefSeq names its product F-box/FBD/LRR-repeat protein At1g13570-like. The coding region runs from base 1 to 549 and encodes 182 amino acids. The record is from RefSeq and is a predicted model, not a curated record. Gene Ontology annotation, molecular function: protein binding. Lineage: Eukaryota; Viridiplantae; Streptophyta; Magnoliopsida; Solanales; Solanaceae. The transcript has a single exon.
AUGAGGAAUGCUUCGACAUCUGGUGUAGAUACAAUUAGCAAUUUGCCUUGUAAUGUUCUCGAUGUUAUUCUUGGGUGCUUGCCUUGGAAAGAUGCAGUGAAGACCAGUAUCUUGUCAAAAGACUGGAGGUACAAAUGGGUAACACGUCAAGAACUUGAUUUUAAUGAUGAGUUUUUCAAGUCUUUCAAACAAGAUGAAGAAGCCAAGAGAAUCAUUUACCAAGUCCUAUUAGUCCAUAAAGGACCAAUACUGAAGUUUAGACUCUGUAGGAUUACGAGUUGUACUGAUAUUGAUCAUUGGAUGCACUUCUUAUCGAAGAAAAAUGUUCAGGAAUUCACCCUUCAUGUAAGCUUAGGAAACAAAUAUCAUUCACCUCAUCAUCCUUUUACAUUCCAGCAACUAAGGUUUUUGGAACUUCAAGAUUGCUUGUUCCACCCUCCACUCGGUUUCAAAGGGUUUGAGAAGCUUAUUAAUCUCGAUCUUGUGUGUGUCACUUUUGAUCCAUCAAUAUUUACUUAUCUCAUCUCUAAAAGCCCGUUGCUUGAAUGA